CUGCAGGAGGGCAAUCGGUGGCGCUACGGGGAGCUGCUGAAGACGGAGCGGUUCCGGGGCUGGGCGGGGCGGGCGGAUCUGGCGUUCAAGUUGACGCUCGCGUGGUUUGGCCUGCCGGUUGCGCCCAUGGGCGGCGGGGAGGGAGACAGUGACAGUGACUCGGAAGAUGAGAGUGGGAGUGGUGGUGAGAAGCGUGUGCGGAAGGAGGCGCUGAGGUUCUUGAACGGGUAUAACGAGCGGGUCUAUGAGCGGGAUGCUGGAGUGCGAGAGCCGGAUCCGAAGCUGGAGGUAUAUUAUCUUAAGAGGACUCGGCAUCGCCGGCGCGGACACUAUGGAACCGGCAGACCAUGGGAAGAUCCGACUUCUUCGGGUCUGCGGGGCGGCGAGGCUGUUCACGAGGAUGACUCCGACAGUUCGUCACAGUUGGUAGGUACGGAUGGCGAAGAGGAGGAUGAGCCUUCCGCCACAGAUCCCAGCCAUCUCUUACUCCGCGGCGGGACGGUCGCAAGCAGCGUCUUCAAGGAGUUGCAGGAUUAUGAAGGAGCGGACGAGCAACAAAGCAGAUGGUCGGUCGCGGAUGGGUUCGAGUCCUCCCUCUACACCCCUCUUGGCGGGUUCUCGGCUGGCAUCGACCAGAAGUGGGCCCCUCUGUACGGCUACCAAGGGGUUGUCUGGUUCCAGAAGGAUAUGAUGUAUACCUUCGUCGACGCUAUUGACCGGCUGCUGGGCCUGGAUAACCGGGCGGGCGUUACCUACAACCUCUACCUCCUGGAUAAAGGAAAGGAUUACAGCUCCCAGACCGAACGGUAUGAGUACCUCAGCAACCUCGACGACAACGGACUCUCCAUCUGGGGCGGUGGCCCCGGCGACUACAGCCAUGACCAGCUUGCCUGGGAGUGGGCGGUAGAUAAGCUCGUCGAAUCGGAACAGGAAAAUAAAGGAGAACAACGGAAAGUUCUCUUUGUUGCUGGUCCGGCUGAUCCGAUCCCCUGGACAUGGGAGCCUGGCCCUUCCCACGGAGUCAUGAAGGUCAUACUCGACUGGGCCAACGUGCCGAAGAUGGACCGCCCGGAUGUUGCCUACCUUCGCCUGCCCGAGAAUCCCAGGGACGCCGUCUACAGCAACCAAUUCUGGCCUUGGAUGACCAAUGUAUGCCGUGUGCUAGCGGCUGGACGGAUUCCCAGCCGCCCUGGCUACCCGGCCAUCCCGGACGCCUGGUUCACCAUCAAGGGCCGGGGUCGGAGAGGCAGCGUCAUCGGCACAUACGGCGGCCUGGCAUUCCUCCCUCAGCUUUGGGACACAGUGGUUGCGCAAUGGGAGAAGGAUAAGCUUCGGCCACUGACGCUCGAGGCUAGAACAGGCCCGGAGCGUGGAGGGGAGAACCUGCACAUCAGUGACCGCUGGCAUUUCUUCGUCCCCGGCUUCGGUGGUCCGUACGAAAAGCAGUAUAUCCUGCACGAGGAUGUCGACAAUGUCAUGGCUGUGCGGCAGCGGAUUGUGGGUCUGUUGAAGGCUUCGAUGUCCGCCGACGGUUUCUCCAAGAUGCACUCGCUUGAAGUGCAUUUGCCCGGCGCCGGGUUCUUUAUCGUCACGCAGGACCAACCGAAGCUCGUCGUUUCCAUGACGGCCGACGACCAGGACUCGGUCUUCCAGCGGGUUGUGGACUGCCUGGUCCAUUGGAGGAAGUGGCUCCAAGAAAUGCCUCGAGUCCCUCCUGUCGCGGACGGACUCAGUCUGUUCCCACAAUUCAUCACCCUUCGUCCCGUGUUCGGGGAAUACACAAUUUGUGACGCUGACAGGACUGCGGAGCCUCGAGUGUGGGAUCCUGUGGGCACAAACGUUGCGCAAUUGCGAGAUUUGGUGGCGAGGUUGUGGUCAACCAGCGACCAUGAGGAGCAGUAUGUGGCUGAUAUCACCUGGGUGGCCAUUACCCAGGGUCGCCCGAAGAAGACCACGGGCACCAAGGACAAGGGUUCCGACCCGACAGAGAGCAGGCCAAAACUCCUCGUCGGUCCCAAGGCCACGGAAGCCGAGUGGUACGCAAUCCGCAGGAUGAUUGUCGAGCCCGAUGUAUUCGUCUCCCUCGUAGACGAGGGGAGCCUUCCCAGGUUUGGAGACAUGGAAACCGGGCAGCCGUUUGGGUACCGCGACAUCUACCAGACGCCGACAGAUGUGUUAUAUCAGGCGCUGGACAAGGACCAUCUGCCGCUCCCGCCAUCAGCUCGGCACUAUGACUGGCAGCUGUGGGGGGAAGUGGUGACUCCGCACCUCGACACCAUCCAGCCGUGGGAGGAGCAGCCAGCGUCUCUGUCAACGCUCUAUGAUUAUGCUUCCUUCCCCGUGCAGCUCCGUUCGGGCACUACAUCGUCGUCAGCAAACCGCACUGCCAAGGGCACCAACAGAGCGGAUGUAAUAUCCGGCUCAAGCGACCAAAGCGAAGACACGUCCACGGAUCGUGCCAGCUUUCCAGUUCUGACCGACAUCGAGAGGGGCCAACGACUACGCGAGUACAGCUAUGCGCACCCGCUAGACGUGCAAACGAACCUGGCGGUGCCAAUCAACGCGCCGCCGGUCGACAUGCUGCUCAACCUCAAGCACGACAGCGUGCCAGUUGUCUCGCUGUCGGUCCUGACGCCCACCGAAGUUCGCCGCCUGCAACGGGAUUACCAUGACAUGCGCAACCUGGUCUUGUCACGUACCGAGCGCUGUCCGUAUCCCGAUUGCGGUGCUGUGUAUCCGGCAAACCAGCCGAUGGCAAUGCAUUUGCAUCUGCAAGACAAGCACGUGGCAGAGAAAUGCAACUUCUGCGACGAGCCCCAGCCCCGUCUCCCUCCACCUUUUGCUGCGCAGAGUGUGCUAACCCAUCACAGACCCAAAAACAACUUACCUCCUCCCACAACCACAAAAGGGAAAACACCACGUCGCACCUCGACUGCCGCUAGUGAUUCCUCCCUCUCACCUCCGCCGAGCUCAAGCCACUCUCGUCGCUCUAGAGAAUCGUGGCGACCACCUCCGACUCCAACCCCUCCUCUGCCUCCGCCGCCGCCGCCGCCACCUCUCGUACCGGAAGAAACACUAGAACCGGCGCAACCGGCAGGGAAAGGCAAGGGGAAAGGAAAAGCGAAGGCCAUGAUCCGAGCAAAGCCCGAAAAGGCAGCGGCGCCCGUAUUAUCAGCAUCGCAGAGAAGGAUCACCAGGUCCAUGACAGGCGUAUCCAAGCGGAAGCGGGGCGAUGAAGAAGCCGGUGGAGGGUCGGAGGCACAGCCGAGACAUACGGCGAAAGCGGUCCGCACGGUGUCAUACGCUGAACCGCUGGUUCGUGGCCCGUCGCCGGCAAGGGAAACGGCCCCG
Molecule: messenger RNA, 3351 nt
Organism: Chaetomium strumarium
Lineage: Eukaryota; Fungi; Ascomycota; Sordariomycetes; Sordariales; Chaetomiaceae
Exons: 5
Source: RefSeq, a predicted model, not a curated record